Messenger RNA from Oncorhynchus tshawytscha (Chinook salmon), 2388 nucleotides. RefSeq names its product beta-1,3-galactosyltransferase 1-like. The record is from RefSeq and is a predicted model, not a curated record. Gene Ontology annotation, cellular component: membrane. Lineage: Eukaryota; Metazoa; Chordata; Actinopteri; Salmoniformes; Salmonidae. The coding region runs from base 240 to 1229 and encodes 329 amino acids. The transcript has a single exon. Gene Ontology annotation, molecular function: N-acetyl-beta-D-glucosaminide beta-(1,3)-galactosyltransferase activity.
AAAUGGAGAAGCAGAAGUGUCAAGAAGAAAAACAGGACAUCUGCACGGCUGCAAACCGGAUUUGCGUUAAAAGGCAAACAACAACAUCCCACCACUUUCCUCUAAUGCAAUCCAUAACUGACAAUUAAUGUCAAGCAGCACAUCGGUGCAGCAUUAUGCUGCCUUGCUGGAAGGAACACUGCUAAUGGAAAGAAAACCUUAUAAGAUUCAAUGCAUUAAAUACAUAUAAAUGCAGCAGAAUGCCUUCAAAAGUCUCAUGCUUGUACGUGUUGACAGUCGUUUGCUGGGCAAGUGCUCUUUGGUACUUGGGUAUAUCCCGCCCGACAUCCUCCUAUGUCAGUGGGCAGAUGUCUUUGCCGAUCCGGAAGACUGUGAAAACCCUUAAGAACACUACGUUCAGCAACAUCCGGACGCGAACGCUGAACCCACACGCCUUCGACUUUGUCAUCAACGAGCCUAAGAAAUGUGAGAGCAACACGCCCUUCCUGGUCAUCCUGAUCAGCACCACACACAAAGACUUUGAUGCUCGUCAGGCCAUCCGGGAGACCUGGGGCGAUGAGAGCACCUACAGCGACAUCCGCAUCAUCACCCUCUUCCUGCUGGGCCGCAACACGGACGCUGUCCUCAACCAGAUGGUGGAACAGGAAAGCCAGAUCUUCCACGACAUUGUGGUGGAGGACUUCAUAGACUCAUACCACAACCUCACCCUCAAGACCCUGAUGGGCAUGCGCUGGGUGGCCACCUUCUGCUCCCAGGCCCAGUACGUCAUGAAGACAGACAGUGACAUCUUCGUCAACAUGGACAAUCUGGUCUACAAGCUUCUGAAGCCCACCACCAAGCCCAAGAGGAGGUACUUCACGGGCUACGUCAUCAACGGCGGUCCCAUCAGAGACAUGCGCAGUAAGUGGUACAUGCCCAGAGACCUGUACCCCGAGGCUAAGUACCCCCCGUUCUGCUCGGGCACGGGGUACGUGUUCUCAGUGGACGUGGCUGAGCUGAUCUACAAGACCUCUCUGCACACCAGACUGCUUCACCUGGAGGAUGUGUACGUGGGACUGUGUCUGAGGAAGCUGGGAAUCCACCCCUAUCAGAACAGUGGCUUCAAUCACUGGAAAAUGGCCUACAGCCUGUGCAGGUACCGUCGUGUUAUCACUGUCCAUCAGAUCUCACCGGAAGAAAUGCACCGAAUCUGGAACGACAUGUCUAGCAAGAAACACCUCAGAUGCUAGUGGCACCUGAGGACAACUCAACUUGGACUCUUCUUCUUUUUCUGACAGCAUUAGCUCUCUGUGGGCUACUAGCAUACUACUGGAUCCACUCUGUAGCUGUUGGGUGCAUGAAGCUUGUAAAGCGCAUGUUCUCAUUCAAACACACACUAAAAUAGUCUUGUUGCUAGUCAUUUUGUAAUCUGUCUAGAAUUCCAACUAUAGACUUCACAAACUCAUUUUGAUGAACAUUUACUCUGUAAUGUACAUUUUUAAAGUAACAUUUACAAGUGAAACCAGAGAGUUAUUAUUGAAAGAAAAAAAAUAUUUAUUUGUCAAUGUAAAUCUAUAUACUUUAUGUCAAGUUCUCAUGCUGUUUUGGGGGAUGCCGGGAAUUUCCUUACAGCGGGACAAAGCCUCACCCACAUCAUGUCUCAUCCCUCCUACCAAUCUUAUGGCUGGUCAACUACUGUACACACAAUAAUAAUACAUACAAUUUGAAAUGGCAAAUAACGCUGCAACAAUGACAACAAACAUAGACCAAGUGUGAAUGUUGUUGGUUGUUUUCAUAUUGUUGCCAUUUAUUAAGAAAUGAAGACAUCUCUGCUGGAAUGGUAUUCAACACUGUCGGUAGUGAUGUUCACUACUGCAGUGUUCAAAACUACAUGUGCGGGUAAAACAGAUGCUAUACAUUUUUAUUUGCCUGGGUAUUUUUGGUUUAAAUAUCGGUGUAAAUGUAGGCUAACUGCCACUUCUUCGGGAAAGAAACAUUGAUGUAAUUGAUAUCUUUUUUUUACUCUAUUAUUUUUCUUACGGUGUACUUUAAGUAAUUAAUAGUGUCAUGCUACAGGCUUCUGAUAAAACUGGCUUCUAUUACUUUAUACUGUACGUAGAGAGCUGAUUCAUUAACAAUUCAUUACCGCUACCAAGUCUCAACAGGCAUAAAUAUCAUCUUGUGCAAGUGACAAUUUACAUAGCAACAACUAUCUACAUUCACAAAUGAAUGUAUAAUCAUGUCUACUUGGCAUAUCUUUACUGAAGCACUGCUUUUGAAGUAAUGUGAAGUAAUUAUAUUUUCUAGAACUUGGAUGGCUGUUAUGGUCCAAAUGUAAUUCAAGUAUUUUUUUAAAAGUCUAGUAUUAUACUGAACAAAAAUAUAAAUGCAACAUGCAACAAUUUCCCU